Messenger RNA from Poecilia reticulata (guppy), 1765 nucleotides. RefSeq names its product MAX dimerization protein 3 (gene mxd3). The record is from RefSeq and is a predicted model, not a curated record. Gene Ontology annotation, molecular function: RNA polymerase II cis-regulatory region sequence-specific DNA binding; protein dimerization activity; DNA-binding transcription factor activity, RNA polymerase II-specific. NCBI's taxonomy places the organism in Eukaryota, Metazoa, Chordata, Actinopteri, Cyprinodontiformes, Poeciliidae. Gene Ontology annotation, biological process: regulation of transcription by RNA polymerase II.
CCGUAUAUCAUUGCUCUCAAAUUAAGCGCAGUCUAUUAAUCCAGUACCGGAUUGUGAUGUGCUAACUAUUUUUUGAAAUUAGCUUUUUGACAAGGCAGCCGAAAAAGUGGAAUUUCCGAGGUUUACGUCAAGUCCUUGAAGGCAGCACUAUUGUUGGCUCUCGGUGCACUGUGGACUUGGCUUGCACAGACAGUCCUUCGCUCAAAGUAGAUGCUUGUCUCGCUGUAGUUUGUUUACCUCCGCUUGUUUUACUCUUGCCAGCUCAAUAAUGGAAGGGAAUGUUUGCAGCAUUCAGGUUCUCCUUUGGGCAGCCGAGUUCGUGGAGAGGAAAGGCCGAGAUUGCACAGGAAUUUUCAGCUAGAUGGUACCGUGGCCGAUCUGUGCCAUUUGACUCAGUGACCUACAUAUCGGUGGCAUCUUUGUAUUGGAAGGCGCCAAUCUCACCAAGUUUGAAAAUGAAUCCGGGGCGGCGCUCGUCAGUCCUGCUCGAUGAAUGAAAAGACCGACUGGGCAGGAAAGCUGCAUUUAUCGUGCAUUCUGCAAACUGAGUCAAUGCUAGUUGAAUUUAAGGCUGAACAUGGAUAUGCUUCACCUCCGCCUCUCAGCCCCGGUAACUCGGAUAAAAGAAGCAAACAGAAGAACAAGAAGAUUUCUGCUGCUGGCGGUAAAAGGACAGUUCACAACGAGCUGGAGAAAAACAGACGAGCUCAGCUGAGGCAGUGCUUGGAGCAGCUGAAGAAGCAGGUUCCUCUCUCCACCGACUCAAUGAGGAACACCACCCUGAACCUGCUGAGACAAGCUCAGCUUCACAUAAAGAAGCUGCAGGAGCAGGACGAGCGUGCGGAGCAGCUGAAGGACCGCCUUCGCUGGGAGCAGAGGGAGCUGCGGGUUCGGCUGGAGCAGCUCCAGAGGGGCACGGAGAGGAUGAGGAACAACAGCCAGGGGUCCACCAUGUCCUCCGAGAGGUCGGACUCAGACAGAGAAGACGUGGAGGUGGACGUGGAAAGCAUCGUGUUUGACUGCGCGGACUCUGACGGGCUGGGUGUUGCACACACGGACGCGGACCACAGUUACUCCAGCUUGGACAGGUCCUGGCUAUGACCACCAUGACACAGGGUUUAACCAGAGGGAGGGGAGGAAGAAAAACAUUCCAAAAAAAACGAGACGACAGAGGAUGAGGGAAGACGUGGAUACUGUAGACAACCGAACACUUUUGUUUUUAUGGGACAGCUUUCUUUUGCGUGGGGUGGUGGGGGGUUUGUCCUUUCAAAAUAAGUUCAGGCUAAUAAUGUGUUCAAUUGCACUAAACUGGGACGGAUGUUACAGCAUGAAUAAGCAUUCCUCUGAUAAAGCAAUUAUGCAUUUUUGUUCCCAAAAGCCAUGAGGUGUUAGCCUUUCUGUCAUUUAGGAAUUCGGUUUUUAUCAAAACAAGGGCUUUAAUACAAAUUUCCUUCAUGUCUGUGCUGAAUUCUUUCUGCCUUAAACCAGAUUUAAACUAACGUUCUACACUGCUUCUCUUUAGCACUAAGUCUAUAUUGCAACAAUGUCACAUUUAUCAUGCACUUAAAACAUUAUUUCUGUUUUGUUUUCCUUUUUUUUGUCCUCCUAUGUAAGUUCCCUUCAUGUAUUUAUAGCUCUUUUUCUUCUGUUGCACAUAACGUCCACCCGUUGCACUUGUUUUGUCAGAAGGACGAUGGGUAGGGCAAGAGAUGAGGGGGGAAAAAAUCAACAACCAGGAAAUGGGGGAAGGAAGAAAAAAAAAAAA